This is a messenger RNA of Pestalotiopsis fici W106-1, 879 nucleotides long. RefSeq lists its product as uncharacterized. The record is from RefSeq and is a predicted model, not a curated record. NCBI's taxonomy places the organism in Eukaryota, Fungi, Ascomycota, Sordariomycetes, Amphisphaeriales, Sporocadaceae. The transcript has 3 exons. The coding region runs from base 1 to 879 and encodes 292 amino acids.
AUGGCAACCACCAAGAAUUCUGCAGUGUCUGAGGACCCGGUCGAUGUCCUCAUUGUCCUGCAUAACAAGUUCGACCUUCUUGACUUUGCUGCCGUUGUCAAGGUUCUGACUUCUGCUCUCCACGACAAGAAUGACACUGCUACCAAGGCCUUCGAGAUCACUACUGUUGGUGCCGAAGCCAAGGUUCUCUCUUCUCAGGGCGUUCUUGUUGGUCCCAACCUCUCGUUCAAGGACGCCUACGAGCAACUCGACACCUACGAUGUCCUUGUUAUCCUUGGCGGUGAUUAUGACACCGUUCUCAAGAACAAGGCUGAACCCCUUCCAAUCAUCAAGGCCUACAGUGACCUCCAGAUGAAAGACAACCUCCGAGAGCGUACUCUCUUGUCCGUCUGCUCUGGAUCCAUCUUCCUUGCUGAGCAAGGUAUCCUCUCGGGCCUAGCAGCCACGACCCACCCAGACUACAUGACCGCCUUCGAGAACACUUGCAGUCACUCCUCCGUCCGCGAUGGUACGGACAGAUGUGAUGUCGAUGAGAUUGCUCGCUAUGUAGUCAACAACCUCCGCUUCGAUCUUGGUGACGAAGAUGAGAACCCCUACAUUCGCCGCAAGUCAGAUGCAGGCCAGCAACGAAGUGGCCCUGGCGCCCGAAAGGGAAGCAUCUCCUUCAAGGGCAUGUCUCGCCGCGAGUCGGUGGCUCGUCGCGCAGCCAUGAGACUCGGUGGCCUGCGUGUUAUUACAAGUGGGGGUUCGACUGCUGGCAUUGAUGCAACUUUGUAUCUUGUCAGCAUUCUCGUUGACGAAGAUGCUGCCAAUGAGGUGGCUCGCUCUCUGCAGCACAACUGGGUCAAGGGUACCGUCGUUGAUGGUCUCGACGUUUAG